AUGAACAAGAGUCAUACAACCAGUUGGUUCAACUCACAUAAAACAGGCCGAUUCAGUUCCACGAUGGCUUUACUCCAACUACUCUGUGUGGCAAGUGGUGAUAUUCUUCUUUCACAAUUAUUUCUCACACAAGUUUUGUGCAGUUAUGCCAUUCAUGAAUGUUCUCAUUGGCGUCACCCCACCGAGUACUCGUAUGGCCAUUUUCAUCUUCAUUUUCAAGUGAAAGAAGGACCGAACGUCACCAUGGGAAUUUUGAGAAGCGAUAAAAUUGUGGAAUUGACUCAAGAUGCUACAACCUCUCGAUUCUAUACAGCCAUCACGUCAGGACCGUUCAAGAAUUUCGAUCAAACUCAUUACUUACUCAUGCAAAAUCAGAAAACAAGUAAUGAAAAAUACUUUUUCGUAUUAAGCAAUCCAUGCUCACACACAAGCAGCAGCAAAGGAGGUAACGACAACAAUACUUUUGAUGAAAUUCCAACAUUGGAGGAUUCAUUGGAUUUGAAAAAUAAUCGUGCUCGUAUCUCCAUCGUGGAUGUGAACAUUGAGGAAAUUUAUUAUCCUUACACGGUAUUAUUCAGCAACAACCAAUCUUCGGACUGGUUGACCGAUUCCAAUUCCAUUCAAUUACCACCUCUUGGAAUUGAGAAAAUUGUUGUGGACGUGGUUGCUUCUGAAUCGCUGAAUGAUCACUCUCGGAAUUUGGAACUCUCCAUGAGAACACUUUCACAAGGUAAUGCUUCUCCCCCUCUACCCCCUCGAAAUGUGGCUGUAUUUGUUUCUUUGGGAAGAGAAAUUAUGAAUUCGAAUGAAUUCAUUCCUCGAAUAAUCUCUGUCCAUGAGAAUUCCAAUGCCACAUGGACCUUAUGGCCCUUUUCGAGCGGCUCCACUCCUUCUCCACCAUUCAUACCACCAUCAUUACCUCCUCAACAACAACAACCCUAUCGUAACAUUCCCAAGUCCAUUGAUCGAUUAUACAUUUGGUUACAAUGUGUAAAUGGUUUUACUGAAGGAUGUCCGUUACGUUAUCGUUUGAGUUGGAAAUUGAACAAUUCUUCCAUUCCAAUAGCAUCAAAUUCUCAAGAAAACUCUUCAACAAUUGCACUACCACCACCACCCUUGCCAUCCACUCCUCCAGCUUUUUCGAUAACUACCUCCAAUGGUACCAUGAAAACAGAAACGGACAUUUCACUUCCAACCAUUAUUGGAACGAUCCUUGGUCUUGUUGGUUCAUUUCUUUUGGCAGGCUUUUGCUUGGUCUUUUCUAUCAUUUCGGUUUGUUUAUUAAGGAAAAAACGGAAAGGCAAAAAUCUGAAAAGUUCUUCGACCUUGUUUCAUCCCAAUGUUCCUUCAUUGAUUUUACCUCCUCCCAUUCAUUCAGAGGUUUUUUUGGAGAAUGUUCAUGACAUUCGUCCUUCAGCUCCUUUAGAAGAAGUAGUUCAGUUGGAACGAUAUGCUCAUUCAUUGAUGUCAGACCCCAAUACUGGAAUGAUGAUGCAUCAUACUCAAAUACCAUUACAUUCCCAUUUUACCAGUCUUUCACAACAACCUCAGAGCCCGAACUCUUCAUCUUCAAAUUUUACCUCAGCAUCCAAUGAACGUUUAGUGGUGUAA
Naegleria lovaniensis is the source of this 1611-nucleotide messenger RNA. RefSeq lists its product as uncharacterized. Bases 1 to 1611 code for a protein of 536 amino acids. NCBI's taxonomy places the organism in Eukaryota, Heterolobosea, Eutetramitea, Acrasida, Naegleriidae. The transcript has a single exon. The record is from RefSeq and is a predicted model, not a curated record.